Molecule: messenger RNA, 2265 nt
Organism: Tricharina praecox
Lineage: Eukaryota; Fungi; Ascomycota; Pezizomycetes; Pezizales; Pyronemataceae
Exons: 3
Coding region: 206-1981 (591 amino acids)
Source: RefSeq, a predicted model, not a curated record
CGGAGCCGACAGCAGUGCAAUACACACGGGGCAAUCGAGACAAUCGUCGCCGGAGCAAUCGAGACAACCAUCGCCAGGGCUUCUUCAGUUGAAGGUUGGACCGGUGGAAGACAAUUCUCCGGCGAACUCACGACCGACACCGGAGCGACUGCUACCGGAGCAAGAACAAUCGUCGCCGGAGCUACUUCAGUUGGAGGAGGGAACGAUGGGGACGCUGGAGGCAGACGCGGAGCCGACAGCAGGGCAAGGCACCCUGGGGCAAUGGAAACAAUCGUUUCCACAGCUGGAGGUGACACCGGUGGAGGGAGACGCAGAGCCGACACCAGUGCAAUACACAUCAGAGCAAUCGAGACAACCGUCGCCGGAGCUGCCCAGGUUGGAGGUGGAGCCGGUAGAAGAUGAGCCGCGGCCAGAGCGAUACACAUCUGAGCAAUCGAGACAAUCUUCGCCGGAGUUUCCCCAGUUAGACGUGACACCGAUGAAAGAAGACGCGGAGCCGACAGCAGGGCAAUACACACAGGAGCAAUCGAGACAAUCGUCGCCGGAGAUUCCCCUGUUGGAGCUAAGGCCGGUGGGGAAAGAUUCGGAGUCGACAUCGGAGCGACUGGUACCGGAGCAAGAACAACCAUCACCGAAGCGCCUCCGAACGAGGGUGACACCGGUGAGAAAAAACACGGAGCCGACAGCAGAGAGAUGCACAUCUGAAAAAUCAAGACAAUUACCGCCAGAGCUUUCCCGGUUGGAGGUAGGACUAGUGGAAGAAGAAGAAGAGUCGCAGCCAGAGCAUCCCAAACCUGCAGAGAACCCAUUGCCGCAAUCUUCUAGUAGCAACGCCACAUCGAGGCGGUCCUACAAGUUCGAGAUCCCCGAUUUUCUAAUAGAAGGCAAGAAGCCGGACUGGCGACGCCAUCCGAUCCAGCUCGACACCACACGGUACGAUCUUGCGGACUACCGCACGCCUGUCGGGUCCCGCAAGAAGCUGCUUCCGCAAUCCAAAUUCUUCGAGCAUGUCAUGGGGAUACCCAAGCCGCAGUUAUACAUGAUCGAGGUGGCUCGAGCUAGAGGUGAUGCGGUCUACCGCUGGGAAUGCAGAUCGCGAAUCGUCGACGUAUUUUUCCACCUCAAUCUUGACGUCCUCAAGCCCGAAAAGCAUAUCCUACCACUGGACAAGGGCCUGACCGACGCGGAGACCUACGAGGAGAUUCCCGAGUCCAAGAUCUACAUCGCGCUCGACAACUCGAUGAAGCCCUUGGUCGUCCGCUUCCCGGCCGCCUUCGACCGGGUGUGGAGAUCCAAGGCGGACGACAUCCUCACGACCACGGCGCAGAACAUCGACAAGCUAAUCGCGUUCAAAGCGCCCACCAAGCCCAAAUGCCGGCGGCACUGCCACAACGACAAGUGGAUCGCCGAGAACCAAGGGUAUCCAUGGGCGACCGGUGCGACGGCGCGCAACGGCAUCGUCUAUCUAGGCCUGUGGAAAGAGCAGGGACACAACCAUCUGCCCGCAAUCCCCACCGCCGACUCUAGGGCAGAAGCCGCCCGCACUUCGUCGAUGCUAAAAGAUCUCCAGUUCUGGCUAGGGAACAUCACAGAUACCAUUGGCUGCUGCUUCGAAGGCGUCGAUCCCGUCAUGUUCCGCCGCUACAAGGAGCUCUUCAGGGGAUGUCAGACCGGCGCGGGAAAUCGGUACAGUGUCGCAACCGUCGCGGAGGAGUUCUUUACCCUGCGAGCGCUGCUGGUGAAUACCUUGACCGAACCCCAUGUCGAUAUCGAGGACCUGGACAGAGGAUACGCAUGGUUGACACCGUUCGGUAGCUACAGCGGUGGCGAGUUCUGUGUUGCUCUGUUGCGCCGGAAGUUCAGCUUCCAGCCGGGCGAUGUGAUUGGGCUCCGAGGGAAGGAGCUACAGCACUUCACUACGAAAUGGCAGGGUGACAAUCGAUACUGUCUGGUCUCCACCAUUCAUGGCAGGGUGGUGUAGCCAUCCUCGGUUGGUCUGGGUUUCUGCUCUUUGGGCUUCGUCUCGGUCCCUGGUUGCUUGGGUUGCUGGCUGGAGUUUUAGUCUUUCGCAGUUACGCGUGUUCAGUAAUAAACUUGUCCAGUAGUAUGGUUUGGUAGAGAUUUUCUAGUAUAUCAACGACCGGCAAUCUCAGUGGUAACUUUACCCGAUCACUACGAUGUGUCCUCGGCCCAGGUUCCUGGUUUGCUUUUGGGUUUCAGUUUGGGUUGUUCUGGACAGCAGUAGAUAGCAGUACAGUACAAGGC